Arabidopsis thaliana (thale cress) is the source of this 806-nucleotide messenger RNA. It is a transcript of the gene JAZ8, whose product is annotated as jasmonate-zim-domain protein 8. Gene Ontology annotation, cellular component: nucleus. The coding region runs from base 165 to 560 and encodes 131 amino acids. Lineage: Eukaryota; Viridiplantae; Streptophyta; Magnoliopsida; Brassicales; Brassicaceae. The record is from RefSeq and is marked reviewed. The transcript is spliced from 3 exons.
AAUUGAAGCAAGUUGUGUUCUGUCUCUCUGUCCUAAGAGUCCGCCGUUGUAAAACUCGUGUUUUGUUUCCACCGUCUCUCCCGUGUCCUCUCUCUCCUCACAAAUAGAUAUAAAGAUCAACAUAAUCUCAAUCCAUAUACAUCAUCAAUUCUUAUUCUUACAACAUGAAGCUACAGCAAAAUUGUGACUUGGAACUUCGUCUUUUUCCCACUUCUUAUGAUUCUGAUUCUUCAGAUACAACCUCUGUUGUAGAAUCAACCAGUUCUGGAAAUCCACAACCAAAUGAAGAAUCUCAAAGAAUAACAAUUUUCUACAAUGGAAAAAUGUGUUUUUCUUCAGAUGUUACCCAUCUUCAGGCAAGAUCGAUAAUAUCGAUCGCAAGCAGAGAAAUGAAAACCAAGUCAUCCUCAAACGGGUCGGAUCCUCCAAACAAGUCGACCUCAUUUCAUCAUAAUCAGCUUCCAAAUCCAAAAGCAUCAAUGAAAAAAUCUCUCCAAAGUUUUCUUCAGAAACGGAAAAUUCGAAUUCAAGCUACUUCACCGUACCAUUCACGACGAUAAUGAUCAUUUUAUUUUAUUUAGCAGUUUUUUCUUUGUUUGAUAUAAUCCUAAUGGACUAUAAUUGUAAUGUUUUUUUUUUACUGAUUAGGGAAUUACUCCUAUUUAUAUUAUAUGAUUCAUCCGAAGAUCGAUUUUGAAAUCUGAUUUUUUUGUUCGUAUAUGUUUGAUAAUCGUGACUAAUAUAUACAUUAAACCAAACCGAUGUUCUUUUUGUAUAAAGUAUGUAAAAUAGUACGAACUAGGUUU